CGUGGCUGGGUGGCUGGCAAGUCAGUCCACACUCACCAGGUUGGAGAGGUGUACGCUCCAGCGUGCCUGCCUAAAUUUUUAUUUAUUUAUUUAUUAAGUAUUAAUAUCAGUUAGUAAUAAUAAGUGCCAAACAUGAAGGUUAAAAGUGUGGUGAGCGUACUGGUGCUGGUGCUGCUGCUGGAGGCGGCCUCAGUCUAUGCUGCUGAUGACUGGUCCUGGGGUGUUGAAUCCCCUCGCCAGGGCAAGGAUCUCAUUGACGAGGCUCCGACCCCAGGAGUAGCUACCUUCAGUGUCUCCGUCAGCCCUGAACAGGAGACCCCAGAUGGUGAGGCGGAUGAUUACUUCAUCAGGAAAACACUGGGAGAUGCUCCCCUACCUUUGGAGCCCCAUACUGCCUACGUUGUGGGUACUGCCGGCGUGGAGGGUGGCGUGGAGGGUGGCGUGGACGGUGUAGUGGUGGCAGAGGAAGGUAGCCGCGAGGGACGACUCUUGGGUAUCGGAGAGAAGCUCUGCUCGUACGGCAUCGGUAUCAAUUGUAACAAGAAGUCAGGUGCAGUGAAGGGAAAUUACGGAGCCCCACUCUACAGCUAUCCACUUCCCAAGCCUGAUUACGGAUCCCCUAUUUACAAGCCAGUCGUUCCUCAGAAUGGCUAUGGUGCUCCUCCUCCUCCUCCCGUCUAUCCCAAUAGAAAAUAUAGUUCCUCAGGAACAGGAAAGGACCCAACACAUUCUUCUUCCUUCUCGGGACUUCUGUCAGUGUUGGAGCCUUUUAUGCCGGGAUCCAAGAAGAAGAUUCCCCCUAAGCUGGGUCACGAUGCUCUCAAUCCCUCUUACACUGCUCCCAACCCUAAUUAUGCCCCGUUCUUGACCUCCUAUCACCCACCUCCCAGCCCCGUAUAUGCCACUCCUCGUCCUUCGUAUUCAACCCCCCAGUAUGUGGCACCAAAACCUGAGUACAUUGCCCCAAAGCCAGUACACGUGGCUCACAAGGCAGAUUAUGCCCCCCCCAAGCCUAACUACGCUGCGGCUCUACCAUCCUACGUCGAGCCGAAACCCGAGUACGCUGAGCCAAAGCCAGUCUAUGCCAAAGCCAUUCAGCCUACCGUAAUUGAGCAUCAUACUCAUUCCCACACACAUGUAUAUCAGGAUCAGGGAGCUCAUCACGAUGUUUAUCAAGGGCUAGGAAGUCAGCAAGUCUUUCAGCGACAGGACAUUAAGAAAGAGGCCAACUUUGGGAUAAAAAAUAAUCAUAAUCUCGCUAAGAAUCAAGGCAUCACCCAUCAGAGAGAACAACACAACUUCCAACAAGGCAUCACACAAGGCAUCACCCAACAGAAAGAGCAACACGACUUCCAACAAGGCAUCACCCAACAGAGAGAUCAACACCGUUUCCAACACGGCUUCACUCAACAGAAACAGCAGCACCAUUUCCAACUGGAGAGUGUCAGUGCUAGUGAUUCAUCAGCAUCCGUUGUCCCUGCAGUCGUUGUCAAGCAAGAAUUCCUUCCAGGCAGGAUUGAAACCGGUUUCAAGCCAAUGGCGUCAGUUCAGCAGACACUUUUCCGUCCUCUAGCUCCCACUUAUCGCGAAGACUGUCAAUGCGUCCCCAUUCCUUUCUGUGCCGACGAGGAUGUUAUCGGUCGUAGCGCCCCUGGCGAUAUUAGGGAACUUCUCGAUGCUCGUAGCAAACCCACCGACAUUUUAUCCAAUGCUACUGACAUAGUGGAAAAGCCUGCAACAAAUGUAAUUAAUGCGACCUUUGUAAGAAGAGGUAGAGUACUGGACUUAAGUGCCCAGAGUGUGAGUGAAGAAAUAGCUGAAGAUGCAACUGAAUCGGUAAUUGAGACAGAUGUAACUGAAGCAUUUACUGAAGGAGUACUGGAAGAUGCGGCAACUGAAGCAGCAACGGAAGAAGAAACAACUGAGGAAGUGACAGAAGCAGUGACAGUGAUGACUGAGGGAACGCGUGUCAGAAGAGAGACAAACAGCACAGAUGACGAGACAGCAGCAGCACACCUCUCUACAGAUGAAGAAACACAAGCACCAGACCUCGCCAGCGCUCCCAGUGAUCGUCAGGGACGUCAGUUAACAGGUUUCACUCCUGGUUCCAACGGUUGUGGGCCCAAUCAUGUGUGUUGCCGCAGGCCCGUGUACAAGCCCCGCCGUCAGAGGUACACUUGUGGGCUGCGCAACGCUGCUGGUCUCCUGGGUCGCGUCAAGACUGCGCACUUUGUUGAGGGUGACGCUGAUUUCGGAGAGUACCCCUGGCAGGCAGCCAUUCUGAGGCGCAAAGAUGGACAAAUCAUGUACCAGUGUGGAGCCACUCUCAUCGACGACAGACACGUUCUCACGGCUGCCCAUUGCAUGGAAGGGCUUCACCCAUCGCAGUUAAAGGUUCGUUUGGGAGAGUGGGAUGUGUCUGGACAGUCAGAGUUCUACACCCACGUUGAGUUGAGGGCUGCUGGCGUGUACUCUCAUCCAGAGUACUACAAAGGAAACCUCAACAAUAAUCUUGCCGUCGUCAGACUGGAAGCCCCGAUUGACUUCUCUGCAUACCCCCACAUCACUCCAGUAUGUCUGCCGGAUGAGUUUUCAGAUUUUACACACCAGCGUUGUCACGCCACUGGCUGGGGAAAGGAUGCCUUUGGUUCUGAAGGCAAGUUUAGCCAAGUGCUAAAGGAGGUGGAGCUGCCCAUCUUGGAGGACCGUCAGUGUGAGGCUACACUGCAGCAGACUCGCCUUGGCAGAGAUUUCGCCUUGUACGAAGGCAAUCUGUGUGCAGGUGGCGAGGCAGGAAGGGACACUUGUCAGGGUGACGGUGGUAGCCCCCUGGUGUGCAGAGGGCCGGAUAAGAGAGUGCAGUUGGCGGGUCUUGUGUCGUGGGGGCUGGGAUGCGGUCGCCCGGGCGUCCCCGGGGUUUACGUCGAAGUCGCCCACUACCUGGACUGGAUCCGGGACAUCACCAAGACAUAGAAAUAUAUCUCUAUGGGGAGGCACUUUCCAGUUGGUCAACCCAGGUUUCCAUGGCAGCCCUAGGCCAGGAUAAAUCUUCAACCCCUCGCUCGCUAGCAGUGUAUGCUAGUGCUAACCCUGAUGAAAUCUUCCUGUGUGAGAAGAUGUACGUAAGCAUAUUAUGCUACCUUGUACUCUAAUGUUAGAGAAUAUUACCUUACACUGUUGUUAAUAAAAUGUUAUUUUGUAAU
Molecule: messenger RNA, 3203 nt
Organism: Cherax quadricarinatus
Lineage: Eukaryota; Metazoa; Arthropoda; Malacostraca; Decapoda; Parastacidae
Biological process (GO): proteolysis
Molecular function (GO): serine-type endopeptidase activity
Source: RefSeq, a predicted model, not a curated record